Molecule: messenger RNA, 1343 nt
Organism: Penaeus vannamei (Pacific white shrimp)
Lineage: Eukaryota; Metazoa; Arthropoda; Malacostraca; Decapoda; Penaeidae
Source: RefSeq, a predicted model, not a curated record
GUGCGGAUGGAUCAGUCAGAAUGUUUGACCUUCGGCACCUUGAGCACUCCACAAUCAUCUAUGAGGACCCCGCACACACACCCCUGCUGCGUCUGGCCUGGAACAAGCAGGACCCCAACUACCUGGCAACUGUUGCUAUGGAUGCGUGUGAGGUGAUAAUUCUGGAUGUGCGUGUCCCUUGCACCCCAGUGGCACGGCUCAACAACCACCGGGCAUGCGUUAAUGGUAUUGCCUGGGCACCACAUUCCUCAGUCCAUAUCUGUACAGCAGGGGAUGACCACCAGGCUCUGAUAUGGGACGUGCAGCAAAUGCCACGCGCCAUUGAAGACCCAAUCCUGGCCUACACUGCAGCGGAGGGAGAGAUCAACCAGAUUCAGUGGGGGGCGACGCAGCCCGACUGGAUUGCUAUCUGCUACAACAAGUGUCUUGAGAUUUUACGAGUUGGUGUGACGAGACUGAGCAGGGGCUGUUAGGAGCACUCUUGGAUAGCUAGACCAGCCUGGCGAAGACAACUAUCCAUGGGACACAGAAGUAAGAUUUUUUUUUUUCUUUUUUUUUUUUUUUUUUUUUGUAUUCAUUCUUUCAUUCAUGUAUGAGUCAUGUAUUAGUACUCUUUUUUAUGGCAUCUAUAUUUUACAUUCCAAACAGAAUUUGUAAUUUUGUUUUUCUGUCAGUUUUUCCUUUGUUGAUCACCUGAGAGGAUGCCAGAAUCAGAGGCUGGUAAAGGGCCUAGAGGAAUCCUUGUUAUCAGGAUGCAGACUUUGGAAAAGCUGGGAGUUUGUUCAGUUAUUCCAGUGUUGUGUUUGCAUCUAUCGCAAUUUUACCUAAAACCUGCUAUCAAGGAUACAUCGUAUUACCUGAGGCACAGGUAUAGACCCAUAUUGUAAUGGGCAUUAAAUCCUCUUGACUGACACAGAACAUAUUGCUCACCUGAGAGUGGAAGGUACGUUGGUAUGGCUGUGUGUCGGUAACUACAAGGGUUUAUUUUUUAGGGUAUUGAGUAUGAGCUGUGAUCCUCACCAACCUGACUGCUGUAAAGACCUUUAUUAUAGAUUGCAUAAUAGAUUUCAACUCACUGAUCUGAAGAAAUAAACCAAUGGUAAUUUGUUAUAGCUUUUUUGAAGUUGUCAUACUUGUAUAUUUUGUUAGUUAAUUUAUUUCUUUUAAUAUUUUUUAAAAUUAUUUUUUCAAUUGUCAAUAAAUCUGUCUGUACAGUUACCUUUGUAUUGUAUUUGCUGUCAAAAUUGAGAAUUGUAUAUAGCUCAUGUAUAUGAGAUUAAAUGAUUAUUUUCUUGUUUAUAUUGAAUUGAAUCCUAGAUGUUAUUUUUGUUUGUUUAUUAAAC